Molecule: messenger RNA, 8798 nt
Organism: Anolis carolinensis (green anole)
Lineage: Eukaryota; Metazoa; Chordata; Lepidosauria; Squamata; Anolidae
Gene: slc4a4
Product: solute carrier family 4 member 4
Exons: 26
Coding region: 30-3251 (1073 amino acids)
Biological process (GO): regulation of intracellular pH; transmembrane transport; monoatomic anion transport
Cellular component (GO): plasma membrane; basolateral plasma membrane
Molecular function (GO): monoatomic anion transmembrane transporter activity; sodium:bicarbonate symporter activity; solute:inorganic anion antiporter activity
Source: RefSeq, a predicted model, not a curated record
AGGAGCGGCGCAAAGGAGACCCCCGCAGGAUGGAGGAUGAGGCGGUUUUGGAUAGAGGGGCCUCUUUCCUGAAGCACGUCUGUGAUGACGAGGAGGUGGAAGGUCAUCAUACAGUCUACAUCGGGGUUCACGUGCCUAAAAGUUACCGAAGAAGACGCCGCCACAAAAGAAAGCCCAAGGAAAAGAAAGAAAAGGAGAAAAUUUCUGAAAAUUCGGACCGGUCUGACAUCGAAAAUGCUGAUGAGACGAGCAGUAGCAUCCUCAAACCACUCAUCUCCCCCGCCGCCGAACGCAUCCGCUUCAUUUUGGGCGAAGACGAUGAUAGUCCCGCACCACCCCAGCUCUUCACGGAACUGGAUGAACUACUGGCGGUCGAUGGGCAAGAGAUGGAGUGGAAGGAGACGGCAAGGUGGAUAAAAUUUGAAGAAAAAGUAGAACAGGGAGGAGAAAGGUGGAGUAAACCACACGUCGCCACGUUGUCUCUUCACAGCUUGUUUGAGUUGAGGACGUGCAUAGAGAAAGGGUCAAUCUUGCUAGAUUUGGAGGCAUCAUCACUUCCUCAGGUAGUAGAGAUGGUUGUUGACAAUCAGAUUGAGACAGGCCUAUUGAAGCUGGACAUGAAGGACAAAGUCACCUACACGCUGCUCAGGAAGCAUCGGCACCAGACCAAAAAAUCCAACCUACGGUCCUUGGCUGACAUCGGGAAGACUGUCUCCAGUGCAAGUAGGAUGUUUACCAACCCCGAUAAUGGCAGCCCAGCCAUGACGCACAGAAACCUGACUUCCUCCAGUUUGAAUGACAUCUCUGACAAACCUGACAAAGAGCAGUUGAAAAACAAGUUCAUGAAGAAAUUGCCUCGAGACGCUGAGGCCUCCAAUGUCCUGGUUGGGGAGGUAGACUUCUUGGAAGCCCCAUUCAUUGCCUUCGUUCGGCUGCAACAAGCAGUUAUGCUCGGUGCUCUCACAGAAGUUCCUGUUCCUACUCGGUUUCUGUUCAUUUUGCUGGGUCCCAAAGGCAAAGCUAAAUCAUAUCACGAGAUUGGCAGAGCCAUUGCCACUUUGAUGUCCGAUGAGGUAUUCCACGAUAUUGCCUAUAAAGCCAAAGACAGGCAGGACCUGAUCGCUGGGAUUGAUGAGUUCCUAGAUGAAGUCAUUGUCCUUCCUCCUGGGGAAUGGGACCCUGCCAUCAGGAUAGAGCCCCCCAAGUCCCUCCCCUCGUCUGACAAAAGGAAAAACAUGUAUUCAGGUGGUGAGAAUGUGCAGAUGAAUGGAGACACGCCUCAUGAUGGGGGAAAUGGAGGUGGUGGACAUGGAGAUUGUGAAGAAUUGCAACGAACUGGCAGAUGUUUUGGUGGUUUGGUCAAAGACAUCAAGAGGAAAGCCCCUUUCUUUGCCAGUGACUUUUAUGAUGCAUUCAACAUCCAAGCACUGUCUGCCAUUCUCUUCAUCUAUCUUGCUACUGUAACUAAUGCCAUCACUUUUGGAGGCCUGUUGGGAGAUGCAACAGAUAACAUGCAGGGCGUAUUGGAAAGCUUUCUGGGUACAGCUGUUUCAGGAGCUGUCUUUUGCCUUUUCGCCGGCCAGCCGCUCACGAUACUGAGCAGCACUGGCCCUGUUUUGGUCUUUGAGCGACUUUUAUUUAAUUUUAGCAAAGAUAAUAGCUUUGACUAUCUGGAGUUUCGCCUCUGGAUUGGCUUGUGGUCGGCCUUCCUGUGUCUCCUUCUGGUUGCUACUGAUGCCAGCUUCUUGGUCCAGUACUUCACCCGUUUCACAGAAGAAGGGUUCUCUUCCUUGAUCAGCUUCAUUUUCAUUUAUGAUGCAUUCAAGAAGAUGAUCAAAUUAGCAGAUCAUUACCCCAUCAAUUCCCAUUUUAAAGAGGACUACAUCACACUUUUUUCCUGUACCUGUGCACCUCCAGAUCCAGUCAAUGCCUCCUUAUCCAACGAGACAACUACACCAUCCUGGUCUGAAAGUAGCAGUGCUGAGAUGCACAAUGGCACAAUUGACUGGUCAUCUCUGGCAAAGGACGACUGCUUGAAAUUUGGAGGCGUUCUGAUGGGCAACAACUGCAAAUAUGUUCCUGACAUUACUCUCAUGUCAUGUAUCCUCUUCCUGGGAACCUACACCUGCUCUAUGGCCUUGAAGAAGUUCAAGACCAGUCGUUACUUCCCAACUACUGCAAGAAAGUUGAUCAGUGACUUUGCCAUCAUUCUUUCCAUUCUGAUUUUCUGUGGAAUUGAUGCUCUGGUAGGUGUGGAUACACCAAAACUCCUUGUGCCAAGUGAAUUCAAGCCAACAAGCCCUCACCGAGGAUGGUUCGUUGCCCCUUUUGGAGGGAACCCUUGGUGGGUCUACCUAGCAGCUGCCAUCCCUGCUCUGCUGGUGACAAUCCUCAUCUUCAUGGACCAGCAAAUCACCGCUGUUAUUGUCAACCGGAAAGAACACAAACUCAAGAAAGGUGCUGGCUACCAUCUGGAUCUCUUCUGGGUGGCAGUGCUGAUGAUUAUAUGUUCCUUCAUGGGCCUGCCAUGGUAUGUUGCUGCUACUGUGAUCUCCAUUGCGCACAUUGACAGCUUGAAGAUGGAGACGGAGACAUCAGCACCUGGCGAGCAGCCCAAGUUCCUUGGAGUCAGAGAACAGAGAGUGACUGGGGUUAUUGUGUUCAUUCUGACUGGCGUUUCAGUCUUCAUGGCUCCCAUCUUGAAGUUUAUUCCCAUGCCUGUGCUAUAUGGAGUGUUUCUAUACAUGGGUGUUGCUUCCCUUAAUGGAGUGCAGUUCAUGGAUCGUCUGAAGUUGCUCUUGAUGCCUCUCAAGCACCAGCCUGACUUUAUCUACCUACGACAUGUCCCCCUCCGCCGAGUCCAUCUCUUUACUUUCCUCCAAGCAGUAUGCCUGGCUCUUCUUUGGAUCUUGAAGUCUACAGUGGCUGCCAUUAUAUUCCCAGUCAUGAUCCUGGCACUUGUGGCAGUCCGAAAAGCCAUGGACUACCUCUUCUCCCAGCAUGACCUCAGUUUUCUCGAUGACGUCAUUCCAGAAAAGGACAAGAAGAAGAAAGAGGAUGAGAAGAAAAAGAAGAAAAAGAAAGGCAGCUUGGAUAGUGACAAUGAUGACUCUGACUGUCCUUACUCAGAAAAAGUCCCAAGUAUUAAAAUUCCAAUGGACAUCAUGGAACAGGAACCUUUCCUAAGUGAUAGCAAACCUUCCGACAGAGAAGAAUCACCAACAUUCCUUGAACGCCAUACAUCAUGCUGAUAAAAUUCCUUACCUCCACUCCCACACAAUGCCAAGCCCUCCACGAACUCCAAUGAAAGUUGUGCCUCAAAUUAGAAUAGAGCUUGAUCCUGAAGAUGGUGGUUAUUUCUGGAGGAGCAAGGGAACAGAAACUACUUUGUAACUUGUUCAUUAAUCUUCUGAACUGGCUUUUUUCAUUUCUUCCUCUUUUCGUCGGUUUUACUAGCCAAAUAUUCAAUUGAUCUCUGCCUAGGGAAAUGCAAGACAUGUGGCUUCCCUCUCCAUUGGGUCUUUCAUCUCAUUUUUCUCCCUCCACUUGGUAUGUUCUUCUCCUUAGUCUAUUUCUUUUUUCUUUCAUUCUGACCAAUACAUGUGGAUUUUUUUGUUUUUGCCUUCUCAACGUUGUGCGUACGUACGCCUCCUCUGGACCUUUUCACCAGAGAGUGGAAGUAUUAAGGAUAUAUUAUCAUGGCUUUGUGAAAUGUCAGCCGAACUGUUAUUAUUUUGGGGUGUUGGGGAUAUUUUUUAGUUGUGGAUCGAUCAGUGUUUUUCUUUCUUUUCUUCAUGGUUAUUUUUUUUUAAAAAAAUCUCUAGCAGAACAAAACUGACCUCCAGGCAAAAUCCCCAUAGUUCUGUACUCCUGGAAAAAUGCUGCUAAUCUUAAUAUGCUUGUAAUGUCACUUUUGCUUCUUUAGUCUCAAGCACAGAAAAUGGAAAUGGUACAUCCUUGCACAGACAAACUUUUAUUUUCUUUUUUUUUUUGCCAGCACUGUAUAGUGUGUGUUUGGAAUCCUGUCCUAUGCAACUUUUAUUCUGUAACACUUCAGUGGAUUCUUAACCGGUCAGCUGCAUUGACAAGUGUUAUUCUUGUUUCUUAGAUGAAAUCUGUUUUAAAUUAUGGGGCCUAACCUGCGACUUACUUUUUUGUCAAUUUUUUAACCAUUUUUUAAAAAGAAUUACUGUAAAGAAAAAUGAAUUUUUUUCCUGCAGCAGGAAACUUAUAGUUUUGAGUAGUUCUACCUCUUAUUUCUAGAUGUUGGACUUUCUCUUUAAAAAUGAAAAGACAAAAAAAGAAGAAAGAUUUAAUAAUAAUAAUAAUUAAUAAUAAUAGUAAUUGUAUAGAAUGUUAUAUAAUGUGAUUUUUACAAAAGAACAAAAUAUACAAAAAUAUACAAUCUCAAGGGUAUAUGGCAUCAAUAUAUAAUAAUACCUUUCAUAGUUCUUUCUCUUCUCUCGUCCUCUUACUUCCCUUCAAUUUGUAUUUUCUUCUUAACCAUCUGUCCUGAUCUGAUUUUGUCACGUAAUUCUUGGUGGAGUCUUUUUUCAAAGCAUCUGGCACAAACUUCUCUGUCUUGCUGCCAUGCUGCCUGCCUUCAUCUUAUAAGAGACUUCUGCCAACUUCCUACAUAAACUCCAUUAAUACAAACAGGGCAUGUGUCGUGGUAACACAUUCAGAGUUACCUUCAGACAGGAAUGAGUGUUGUCGAAUGAGCAGAUGCAGACUGAAGUCAUGUGUUGAUUUUCUUUUAUUGAUAUCACUAUUAUUUUAUUUGUACCAAUUUGCUGGCACGUUGUAUGUGUUGUGUGUCUGUGUGUGUGUCCACACUUGCAGAUUUAAUAUCAAGUAGAAUGGAAAUUAUUUGAAGGGAGGGGAUUUAGAGCCUUAAUUAUUGGUCUGCAUACUGUAGCUCAUGCUUAGCAAAUCAUAUGUGGAGUGCAUUUUAGACAAGGUUGAUAGCCCUUGCUUCAUGCCAUGUCAUUUUUGUUAUGCUCUUAGAUGUCAUUCUGGAUCAGUCUAUACCGAUGUAUGUUGUUCUGGGCUAAACCAUUUCAGUCUACAGGUGGAAAUAUUCUCUUUGAAUGUCCCCCUAUAGAAACGCCCUGCAGUGUGCAUAGGAACACAACAUAUAUGUAGGAGUAAGUUGGGGCCCGUUUCAUCACUCCUAUGCUCUCUUGACUUUUCUCAGUGCACAGAGUAGGGAUUUACAUCAUUGCUCACAUGUGAGAAUUAAGCUUUUCACAUUUCUUCUUUCUGCUGGGAGAGAGAGUUUUGUGCAUUGUUGGAAAGAUGUUUGCAUAUCAACGUUUUUGUGAAAGAUUUCACAAAGUUUUGUUUUUUGCACAAAAGCAGUUUUUUGUGCUAAAUGUCUUUUGUGCUAAACGGCUGCUUGUUGAAUUAAAUGUAAUGCUUUUUAUACUCUCUUUUUUUGCACAUAAAUGUUUUGCACAUACAAAGAAGCAUCUCUAAAUUUUCACAGCAGUCCCAAAUGAAUUAAAUACAUGCAUGCAUACAUAAAUGCAUGCAUUGGCCUUUUAGCAAUCACAUGAGGAUGAAAGAUUUUUAUAGUGGUUGACUUGUGUAAGUGGGGUGUCUCAACAUACUCCGGAUGAGGAAAUUCAUUCUGUAUGUCCCAUACAAUUGACUGGAAAUGGGACUUAGAAUGUCAUGUCCAUCAUCUGUUACUCAGACCAAAAUAAGCAGUCUGACGUAAUUCUGAGGUCAGCAUAAUAGAAUGGACACUGCAUCCCACACUAAUGCUGCCUGUUAAAUAAUUGGAAACUGACCCAGUGGCUCUCAGAGGAUCCCAAAAUGCAACUGUGACCACAUUAAAGGGCAGCCUAUAUAGACUUGAGCAACAGCUUCGGCAUACACCCCAGUCUUCUUGAAACAUAUAUUAUUGUUCCUUUAAAUUCUGCAGGCUUUAUUUUUUGUGUUGUUGCAAAAGCUGUCUCUGUCCAGGGCCCAUCGUUCCAGAUUAGAGCUGUUAUGCUGUUAUGCUGAAUGUAGGUCUGUUUCUACCAGCAUUAUCCAACAGAAGUAACUUACUUUUGCAGUGAAAUGCAUCACCCUUGAACCCAUCUGCAUGGACAAUGCAUUGCAGACUCCAGUUGUCUCAAGUAUGAAAUGGCUUGGAAUGUCUUAGAUUUCUCAGUGCAGAUGGUUUCAGCAUGACUGGAAAAGACUAUUCCUUUAUACGGAAAUAGAUGCAUUGAUCUCCUGGAUUUAGGAGGUUUGCUGAAAGUGCACCUUAUUCACACCAAAGGAAAGUAAAAAAGCACAAAAGGAAAACAGAAUGGUGAAAUGGACACUUCCAAGUCCCCACUUGUUCACACAUUCAGACCUUUUUCCCAUUUGGUGGUCUCUAGUGGUCAGUCUCUCCCAACAAAGUAAUUCCAUCCCUAAAAUCUAUUAAUUAUACUUGAAUCGACUGCAGCAAUGUUUGACUGCUCAACACAAUGCCUUGUCAUAUACAGAGUCCCCUAUUGUUCAGGGGAAAUGACAAAGAAGAAUGUUUCCAUUAUUUAUAUCAGUUUAGUGCAAGAAAGGGACUGGGAAGGGGCAAGGGACAAGAAUCUUGGGAUGUUGCAUUGCAAGUAUUCCUGGCAUUAGCUACCUGAUUUAUUUAUUUAUUUGCUUCAGACUACUAAGCAUGAUGGACAUAUUUGCAUUGUAGCUUAUGUUGGUACUAUUGCACCAAUUUAAGUGGUACGGCUUUCUUCUGCAGAUAAUCUGGUGAAUUGCUGAUCCGGUUUCCUCAGCACUAUCACAUCGUUGCAGAAUCCCAUAUGGGAUGAAAUAAUGCCUUUACAACCAAAAUAUAGAAUUGAGAGAUAUGCACACAAAUAUAUUGAAUUGUGGGAAAGAAGCACUUUCUUUGUAGUGUAAUUUUACCUAAUGUGGUUGGUAAAGGUUGGUUCCCCUGUUGCAAUAGCCCUUGCAACUUUGGUUGCCAAAGUCAGAGCUCUCCUGUUUUUAACAGGAGACUGCAGAUGGAGAACUGUCAGGACCUGAUAGGACAAAAAUGUAUGGGUGAAUGAGAUGUGAGAGCAACACUCUUGUGUUAUGGCUUAGAGGCCCUGCACAGUAAAAAAGCUAUCAUUUAGGUCCUAUUAUUACUGGACCAACAUUAAUGUGGCUGAUAGGCUGGCUCAUCAGACUUUAAGUCUCGCCCCCCCCCCCAAAUGGGAGAAUGGGCAAGUGGGUGCCUGAACCAUGGCCUCAAACUGCAAUUCAAGGCUUAGUCUUGUAUGCAAACAGAGAGGGCAGAUUGGGGCACUGUCUGCUUCAAAAGAAGGUUGGCAUUGCUGCUAUUAAAGUGAACCUUUAGGUCAACCUAGUUCCUCCUGCGAGUCCAGAUAGAGCUUUCACUGUGGAAGUGUAGGAAAAGAGCAGCCCCAUGUUCUUGUGGGAAGAAUCCUGUCCAAAAAUGACUUUAUGACUAUGGGUGUGUCUUUUUAGCAAUUACCAGGAGUAGCAGAGAAUUUUGAGGCGGGAAAAAAGGAAGAGGGAAUGUUGGCUUUUUGGGCCCAGUAAGAGACCUGAUGGGAAUCUUACUAGUGAAAAAAACCACAGAAUUGUAAGGGAAUGCCCCUGCCAUGGAUUCUUGAAAGAAGGCCAUCCAACUGUUUAAACACAUCCAAAGAAAGAGAAACCACCACCCUCCAAGGAGUCUAUUCCACUGUUCAACAGCAGUUACCACCAGGAGGUUCUUCCUAUUGUUCAGUGAAUCACUUCUUGAAAUUUUAAUCCAUUGGUCCAUGUCCUAGUAUCAGCUUGUACCAUCUUCUGUAUGGCAACCCUUCACAUAUUUAAAACUUCAAUGACUAUUGUGUCACAUCUCAGUCUUCUCUCCUGCAAGUUCAUCAUACCUAGCUGCCUAAGCUGUUCCUUGUAGGGCUUGGUUACCAGAACCAGGUGGUCUUCUUUCCAAGAUCAGUGGGAGCAGAACUUGGGAAAGUUACUUUUGUGGACCAAGUAAAAUCAGGCCAUUGCCCAACUGGUUGGUGAACUUGUAGCAUUGCGGUUCAAAAAAGCAAAUAACUAUCCCAGGCUGUUCUUAGGAAAGCAUAAACAUGCUGGUGUCCAUUGAAGACUCGUACCUUUAACUUGGCACAUAUGUUCAUAGACGCAGCCUCACGUCAUCAGAAGCAUGUCUUCAGAAGGCAUGUUGCUUAGACCAAGCUCAAGGACAUGCUUUGCAAAAUGGCUUUUCCUCAGGGCUAACAUUUAUGAAGUUCUAAACAGCCAGAUAUUAUUUUGUCCCAGACCCACAAUGUGAACAUACUGCCUGCCUGUCUCUGUCUAUCUGUCUCUUUUUUGUCUCCUUUUCUUUUAAUAACCUCCUUAUAUGGUAUGUGUAUGCAUUGUUUCUCAGAAUCAAGAUGCACUUUCAGAUACAUUUUAUUGUUAUUGUUAUUGCUAUGUUAUUUGUUCAUUUUGAACUGUUUUAAAAGUCUGUAUUUGUUUUGGAUGAAUUAUGCGUUAAGAAAAACACAGCCACUUUAUCUUGAAAUGAAGAUCAACACAUCACACCGGAUUGUUUUUUUUCUUUUCUUCAAAAUACGAAAACUGAGAAGAAAACAUUUCAAAUUACUGAAUGAUUUUCCCCCAGUAAGAAAAAAGUAAAACCAUGAAAUUCCUUAUUAUAACAUUAUAGAAUUUUACAGUUUUAUGAGGCUUUCUAUUGUGACUUUUAUGGAAUCAAGAAAUGAAGAAGAUGAGAUAUUUUAGCAUUUAUAUUUUUCAAAUUAAAUGUAUACUGAAAAUAAAGUAACUUUAUGCAUUUA